AUGUUAUGCUGCCCGAAAUCGAUUUUCGAUAGACAGGAAAAUCUCCGGAUGAUACGUCAGAAUUCGGCAAGCAAUUUAGAUCCAUAUCGAAGACCACCAUUAUCUUCUGUCUAUAAUAAAGAUAUUUGCGAGGAUGAAUUUCACAAUAACUUUUUACUCUCUCGCCGAUUGGAAUCAAUGAACAGAACGGAAUCAUAUUUGAGCGGUCUAGUAGGGAAAGCAGAACAUAUGUCAAUGCUAGUUGAUAAUCAAAAUGGAAAUGGAGGUGAUUUAUUUACAAUCAACAUGACGGGUAUUCGGAGAGUACCGGUAAUGCCAAUGCAAAAUGAUCGAAGGCGCCCGCUUCCGGUACCAUCUCCUGGUUAUUUCAAUCAUCUAUAA
This is a messenger RNA of Cercopithifilaria johnstoni, 381 nucleotides long. Lineage: Eukaryota; Metazoa; Nematoda; Chromadorea; Rhabditida; Onchocercidae. The record is from the annotation of a GenBank genome assembly.